Molecule: messenger RNA, 644 nt
Organism: Spathaspora passalidarum NRRL Y-27907
Lineage: Eukaryota; Fungi; Ascomycota; Pichiomycetes; Serinales; Debaryomycetaceae
Exons: 1
Coding region: 26-589 (187 amino acids)
Molecular function (GO): ubiquitin binding
Source: RefSeq, a predicted model, not a curated record
GCCAUUCAAGUCGUAAAAACAGACCAUGGACUACUCCACCAUCAUCUUCAUAGCAACUCUAGCUAUCGCGUUUCUUUUCUUAAGAUGGUUGAUCGCACCUAUUCCACAAACUAACGAGUUUGAUAUUCCACCAACUGCAUCAAGAUCUACAGCCGCGACCACGUCAGCUAAUGCAUCCGCCACAACCACCACCAGUUCCCAGCGUAGAAAUAGAAGACCAGUGACCGAUUCAAUGAUCGAAGUUGUCCAAACUAUCGCACCUGGCUUGACUCGUGAACAAAUCAGGUACGAUUUAGAAAAUACCGGAUCGGUAGAGUUGACAGUGGAAAGAUAUAUGGAGUUGGGCGAUUUGCCAUUCCCACCAGGGUACACUCCUUCACCAGCUCCCCCAGCUGAACCGGAAACUGGCUCAUCAAGUUCAAAUUCAACAAAAGCAGUUUCUGGCAAGCCAGUUAAUUUGUUGGAAAAGUAUAAUGUUGAUGUUGAUUCCGGGUACGAAGGUCAAACUCUUCUUCAAAGAAAACAACAGAUGAUUGCUAAUGCGAGAAAGAGAUUAGAAAAGCAGUUAAGAAAUGAAAUUGAUUUAUAGAAUGUGCAUUUAUGUAUAUAUGUAUAAUUAUGAUACAAGCGUUGGUGUUAUCCUC